Messenger RNA from Pseudomyrmex gracilis, 2843 nucleotides. It is a transcript of the gene Fdx2, whose product is annotated as adrenodoxin. The transcript is spliced from 5 exons. The coding region runs from base 524 to 1000 and encodes 158 amino acids. NCBI's taxonomy places the organism in Eukaryota, Metazoa, Arthropoda, Insecta, Hymenoptera, Formicidae. Gene Ontology annotation, molecular function: 2 iron, 2 sulfur cluster binding. Gene Ontology annotation, cellular component: mitochondrion. The record is from RefSeq and is a predicted model, not a curated record. Gene Ontology annotation, biological process: P450-containing electron transport chain; positive regulation of oxidoreductase activity.
AAGAUGAAAGUUGGUCAUCUUCUGUUACGACAGCGACACUCGACUUACGACAGCUUUCGAUGACACGCGCCAGCUCAAUACGCAUGCGCCCGACAUCCGACAGCGACAUACGACUUAUUGUAGAACAGGCUGAAGAGAAAGCAGUCGUCGUCAGUCGUCGUGAAACAGCCGGUGCGUUUGUUGCUGCAACCAGCAGCGAGUAUUCGGUGACGGUUGGAAACGGAUAGACGCACGUGCAUUUGAUCGUUAAACGCGCAACUUUGCAAACCAUCGAGACCAAGCAGAGAGUCACCGUUUUUUUCGGCGUUUCAUCGAAGUGGACUAUUGCAAAAUAUAUCACACGUAUGUACAUACGUACGUGUGAUAUAUUAUCUUCAACACGUGUAAUCAAGCGUGUAUCUCAAUGGUCUGAUCGAAACAUUCGAUUCUGUGUCGACGACGAGGCGCGCGUUGUUUUCGAAUUAAAUACACAUUCCCUUGUACUUGUCGCUCGGCACAUUCUCCUGUGGCUUAACAUUGAAUAAUGGCAUUGGUGCAGAGACUACUUCCCAAAUCGUUAAUCGCCGUCGGUGCAAAUUACGUCAGAUGCAAAGCGAAUCAACUGUCCCUUGCGAGAUCCGUGUUCACCACGCAGCAGCAACAGCUCUCCGAAAAAAAAGAAGUUAGUAUAACAUUUCUCAAAGCCAAUGGAGAAAAAAUAAAAGCCACUGGAAAAGUAGGAGAUAGUAUAUUAGACAUUGUUGUUAACAAUGAUAUUGACUUGGAUGGUUACGGAGCUUGCGAAGGAACACUGACCUGCAGUACUUGUCAUUUAAUUUUUUCUAAAGAUGUUUAUGACCAACUGCCAUCCAAACCUUCAGAUGAAGAGAUGGAUAUGUUGGACCUUGCGUAUGAAUUAACCGAAACGUCGAGAUUAGGAUGUCAAAUAAUAAUGUCUAAAGAACUAGAUGGAAUUGAAGUGAGAGUUCCGUCUAGCAUUAAUGAUGCACGAAGUAGCUAACACCAAACAUGGACGUAGUAAGGAAUGUGGAAUAGUUAACAAAUACCUGUUAAAAACCUGUUUUUUAAUACCUCCUUAUAUAAAGCAUCCAUUUGGGUAGGUUAAUUCCAUUUUUAAAUUGCAUCUGAAUAUAAUAAGUUUAGUAGAAAAUUCUUAAAAAUUAGUUUGUGCUCAAUAAGAGCAAUAAGACUAACAAGUAAAUGCAAAUUCAAUAUUAUGUACAUAGUAGUGUAGUAAAAAUUUAGUCUUGAGAAUUCGAAAUAAUAAUUGCAACCAUUAUGUGAUUGUAUUAUAUUUUUUAAAGAUUAUAUAUAUGUACAUUAUUAUUGCAAAUAUAAAUUAUGUACAAUAUGAUACAUAUACAAAACUUGUAUAUGUUUUCUUAAAAUGCUUUUUAAAUGACAUUAACUGAGCUCUAUAAAUGCUAGCAAAGAUCAAAUUACUAUUCUAUUUAUACAUUUUCUAUCUCUACAAUAAUGUCACAAUAAAUUUUUACUCUGCUGUUUGACGAGAUCGUUAAUGUGGAAAUUUCACAACGCGCGAGCGCACGACUGAAACAAUCCAUUUGCAAAUUUGCAGUCACAUUUUCAUCAUAUUUAGAAUAAUUUAUUUUCUUUUUUUAAUUAAUUACAUGCCAAAAGUAUACAUAAAUCUAUUGUCAUUACGUAACUAUCAGUACAUAAAGCUAAAACACUUUUGUACUAUAUGCAUUAUAUGUGGACCCAACAAAUAACUUAACUCGCACGAUUAAGUUAUAUACUACCGCUCUCUUGCGAAUAUAUAUUAUUACUACACUACUUACAAAGGCGAUGAGAGAAGUGUACGUACAGAAUGUUCCAGAAGUAUCGAAAAAUAUUUUGACAGAUUCUUCGAAACAUUCUAAGAUUUUUCGAUUUUCACGAUCUUCGAUAUAUUUUUCGCUUAUAAUUAAAAAAAUAUAGCCUCAUCUCAUUUUCGUAAAAGAUUUUUGUCUCAAAAUGUCUUCCAAAGAAUCUGUUAUUGAGAUAUUUUUCAGUAGUUUUGGAACGUCCUGUAUAUAUAUAUAUAUGUUACUAUGCAAUUUACACAUAUUUUCAUCUUUUUUUACCCUACCCGUUUUGAGAAAAUCUCUAGAGUACAUAUCUCUGUAUAUAUUCUGUCAGUAUGUAUAUAUACAACGCGUUUUCACUUCUUCAUUUUAUACAUGUUUUCUACUUUUUAAUCUCCCCUCUUGUAUAUUCUGUUUUCUAAUAUAACAGCAAUUUUUAUAUUAGCGAGUUUUAUAUAAAGUAAUCGUAUAAAUACCGAACUUUUAUUUACCAGACUAUUAGAGCAAUACGACGUAAAAGCGACGUAAAAGCGUAUUACGUCACAUUACAAUGCGCUAAGCUUAUCGAACGUCUUUAUAUAAGAUUUGUUACUCAAUAAGUCGUACAGUAAAUAGAACGUUCUUCUAACUUCCUUUUUUGCAGAAAAUUGUUACAAACCUUCUUUUAUAUCUCGAAUGACAUAACUAUCGCAAGUAUAUAGAAACACAUAUUGACAAAAUAUAGAUACAAAAAUGUUUUUUACAAAUUGGAAAAUCAAACUAUAUAUGUAAGUAACUGCUAAUAACUAUAUAAGUAACUGCUUUUGUAAAACUUUUUUAUUUGCAUAAUUUUUAUCUAUUAGUUGUUUUGUGUAUUAUUAUAUCUAAACAGAUCAUAGACAGAUUUUUAUACAUACCACAAAUUUUAUAAGUAACCGAUAUUUUUGAGUUAGAUUUCAAAAUUUUUUAUGUAAAACAUUGCCUUAGUACACAAACGAAGAACAAACAAUUAUGACGGACAUAAAAAUGUCACAAAUAUAUAAAUUACUUCUCAUA